UCUUUAGGGGAACUCAUGGAUUAUUCUACUAAUGUAACAUAUUUAUUUUUGGAGGGGCAUGUUGAACUGCAUAAGUACAGAUAUUUUUAUUUUACAAUUACUUUAACUGUCUAUUUUUUGAUUAUUUGCUUUAAUGCUGUUGUCAUUUCUGUCAUUUACACAAACAAACAUCUCCAUGAGCCGAUGUACAUAUUCAUUGCUGCUUUACUUUUUAAUUCUCUUUUUGGAACAACUGCACUUUAUCCUAAACUGCUGAGUGAUUUUCUGUCUGAAAGACAAAUGAUCUCUUACCAAGCAUGUCUGUUUCAGGCUUUUUGCAUUUAUACAUAUGCUGUGUCAGAGUUCACACUGUUAUCAGCUAUGGCCUAUGACAGAUAUGUGUCCAUAUGUAAACCAUUACAAUAUGCAACCCUUGUAAAAAUUUCCACUGUCAAAAAGGUCUUAUUUUUCUGUUGGUUUUGGCCUUCCUGUGAAACUGCUGUGGCAAUAAUACUGACAUACCGACUUCAACUGUGUAAAUUCAAAUUAGACAGAAUAUACUGUAAUAAUUAUUCAGUUGUUAAAUUGAGUUGUGGAGACACAUCUGCGAACAAUUUAUAUGGACUGUUUGGUUUAACUGUUAUUGUAUUUCCACCAGUGAUCUUCAUAAUCUACUCCUAUGUUAGAAUACUUGAUGUCUGUUUAAGAAAUUCAAAGGACUUCAGAAGAAAAGCUCUACAGACCUGCUUUCCACACCUUUUCAUUGUCAUUAGUUUUACUGUGACCUCCUGUUUUGAAAUUAUUAACCUCAGAUUAGAAGCAAAUGUACCUCACAUCUUUGCCAUGAUAGUAUCUGUUGAAAAUCUGGUCAUUCCUCCUUUAAUCAAUCCUAUUAUGUAUGGUCUGAAACUGCAGGAGAUUUUGAAUAGGAUCAAGAGAAUGAUUUGGAAAAGGAAGACAAAUGCAGCUCUUUAG
Messenger RNA from Colossoma macropomum (tambaqui), 954 nucleotides. RefSeq names its product olfactory receptor 6N2-like. The coding region runs from base 16 to 954 and encodes 312 amino acids. The record is from RefSeq and is a predicted model, not a curated record. Gene Ontology annotation, biological process: G protein-coupled receptor signaling pathway. NCBI's taxonomy places the organism in Eukaryota, Metazoa, Chordata, Actinopteri, Characiformes, Serrasalmidae. Gene Ontology annotation, molecular function: G protein-coupled receptor activity; olfactory receptor activity. Gene Ontology annotation, cellular component: membrane. The transcript has a single exon.